AUUAUAAUAAUAGUACACGUUUUUGAAUAAAAUAGUGUUAGAUUUUUGUUGUGGAUAUGUCGAUUGUGUUGACAAAGGCAGCGCUUGCGUUAAAAAACGCUGAUAGCAAUUUCAAAGUUGUUAAAUUUGAAACACACAAACCAAAAAAGAAACAAACUUUAGAAGAUGAAAACAAAAUUGAUGAGCAUAACAAAACACCGUAUACAAAGAAAGAUAUAGAUCUUAAGAAAAUUCGGCAUGAGGUUGUAAAGUUUGGGAUGUCUGGAUUUGAUGGUAGCAAGAAAGAAGAAGCAAAAAUUGCUUUAGCAGUUAGUUUAGGUGCUAAACCACCUAAACGGGAAUAUAUAAACUAUAAGGAGUUAAUGCAGAAGAGAAAACAAGAAAAAUUGGAACAGAAUAAAGAGAAACAGCUUAUGAUAUCAAAGACUGUUUUGAAAACUGCUGGCAAAAAGAAAAAGAAAGGGAUCAAUAAUGAUGUCGGGCAUUUCUUGGACAAUUACGGAAAAGUGCAGAAGAAAGAUUUGAAAAAUAACAAAAAAGCUCCAGUUAAGAAGAAAAAGUAA
Molecule: messenger RNA, 563 nt
Organism: Papilio machaon (common yellow swallowtail)
Lineage: Eukaryota; Metazoa; Arthropoda; Insecta; Lepidoptera; Papilionidae
Exons: 3
Coding region: 57-563 (168 amino acids)
Source: RefSeq, a predicted model, not a curated record